Caenorhabditis sp. 36 PRJEB53466 is the source of this 13155-nucleotide messenger RNA. Lineage: Eukaryota; Metazoa; Nematoda; Chromadorea; Rhabditida; Rhabditidae. The record is from the annotation of a GenBank genome assembly.
AUGGGUAGAGUUGGCCUUUUCAUCCUUCUGUUCGCCACUCUUUUGCAGUUUGCACACUGUGCUGGUGAGUUUUUGUGGCGUAGAAAUCGAGAAUCUAGAAUAAAGAAUCGUAUUAUAGACCCGAAACCACAAUGCAAAUUCACGGCCACCAAUGGAUUCUACGCCCACGUGCCGUCGGAUUUGUCGAUCGGAGAAGUCGUGUUCAAUGGAUCCGUGAGCCCGCCGGACGCCGAAAUGACUAUCGCCAAUGUUCGGUCCGACGCGUUCAAAGAUGUGAGUUUAGAAGGUUUUUGCACGAAAAUGGGGGUCUGGAACGGAAAAAGUCCAUUUUUGACGACGUACAUCUCGAGAACCGAACAGUUUUUCGAAUAGUGAUGGGGCUAUUCAGCGUAUGUUUGUUUUCCGUUUUUUUACAUCGCUGAAUUGGAUUUUUUGACGUAAAAAAACGAAAAAAAACGGAAAACAAUCAUUUUUUCACAGCCUGAAUAACCCCCUGAUUAACUGGAAAGUUGUUGCAAAUUCCGUGCUCUACCACAUUGUUUUUGACAGUUUUUUUAAUCAAAUUGCCUCGUUCUCAAAAUAUACGCACUGCUUUUUUUCGAAAACAUUUAAACGGCAAAGUUGUUGAAAAUUUCACGCUCAACAACUUUGUAGUUGACAAUUUUGCUCCAAAAUUCUCAGUUUUCGAAAUAUACAUCGCUCAAUGCUAGCUCUUUGCCAAAAUCAACAAAGAACCUGAAAAUGCUCAAAAAAAUGUGCUCAAGUGGCAGAACAAGAAGAAAAUCGGCGAGAAACUACAGAAAAUGCAGCAAACAACGAGAAAAAUAGACCGAAAAUCAUUCGAGUUUCGAAUUUCGCGCGACGGUAGGUCAAAACUAGCGAUGGGUCUCGCAACGAACGGACAACUUUUGACCUACGCGCGCGAACCCCCAAAAAUUUGGCAUUUAUGACCAUGUUUCUCUGAUGCGAGCACAAUAUUGCACUGUCUGCGAGGAAAGCAGUAUGUUUUCUCGCGUUUUCUCGCGUUUUCCUAUAAUGCCGCGUCCAAAGUCUCGGAAAAACCGGAAAAACCGCAGGUUUUUCUGUCCAAAGUCGGCCGAAAUUUGCGUGAAAAACGGGGGUGCGCACAGCUGAACGAAUAUGUAACCGUUCCCCCCAAAACUACGGUAUUUUUUGAAAAUUUGCGCAAGAAAUUUGAAUAUUUUCAAAUAUUCUCAAGAAAUUAACAAGAAAUUUGCCGACUUUGGACAGAAAAACCUGCGGUUUUUCCGGUUUUUCCGAGACUGGACGCGGCAAAAACGAUCACUUCUACUUUUUCAGACCGACUGGUCGGACCGCGUGGUGAUCGACAGAUCCGAGGUGUCUGCGGGCGCGUACCUGGUCCGUCUCGCCGCCUCUCUCUCGCUGCCCGUCUAUCCAUCGACGCUCCAAUCGGCGAACCUCUUCGUGACGGUCGUCUGCAACGGGUACGCGUAUCCGCUGUUCACAGUGCACAUCGACCCGACGAACCGGUUCGCUCCACAAUUCUACCACGAACCGUACGUCGUCGCCGUCCAGAAGGACCUUCCGGCGGGCAGUGUCAUCGAAACGCCGGUCGCUGCGAUCGACUGGGAUCCGGCGGAGAAGUACAACAUUAGGGUUUGGCUCGAGGAUGCGCACAAGGGAUUGGAGCUGGUGGAGGAGCGGAGGAGCUCGAGCGGGCUCAUAUCGGGCAGUGACGGAUGGACCGAGGACCAGUUGCCGGGACUCGUCAGGCUUAGAGUUACCGGUCCCUAUCAAUUGCCCAUGAGUUUGAGGCUUAUUGUUUCGGUAAGUAUCACUCGAGAUUGUCAAAUUUUAUUAAAAUAUUGCAGGACAAUGCAAAACCACCGCGAAAAUCGACGACUUUCAUUAAUUUGGUGGAAAAAUUGGCGGCAGGAUCGGUGAUCAGAACUGUAGGUACGGUACCUCCAACCACGAGCAUGCCAACAACCACAAGGACCACCAGCACGGUCCCAACAAGUUCCACGACAACAACAACAACUACACCACCACCAACCACCACCACCACAACUAUUCCGAGCACUUCCACCAGUAGCACCACACCGGAGAAUCUUCCGGAAAUCGUUUUGGAUUCGGAUGUGACCAGAACUGAUUCUCCUUCAGACUUUACCUCUUCGACUUUCAUCCCAACCACUGGCACUGAGACCAAGUUGACCGUCGACCAGGACCUAGUUGAAAAGCUGAAAAAGACGUUGGAGAUGAUUCCGCAGAAGAAGGGCAAAGAAGAAGAAGAAGAAGAAGAACUGGACGCCAUCGCUUUUGCGGCGAAGAAUCGGGAGAUGAACGCGAUAGAACCGGACGAAUCCGGCGAGAUUGAAAAGUUAUCCGACGCGCACCCGUCCGAGGAUCAGGAGCCGACGCCGACGCGAUUCGCGCAAUGCUCCCUGCGGACUUCGAUUGUGGAGAACUCGCCGCGAGGCACCAACGUCGCCAGAUUAGAGAUUCUCAAUAAGACGAACACGACAACAGUGCGUCUGAUAGACCCGGACGGUACCUUUGCGAUCGACAACGAAACCGAUGAGAUUGUGGUGAACGAUGCGAGACUCGUCGACCGGGAACUCUUCAGCACACUGGAACUGGUAGCUGAGAUUGAGGUUUGUCCAUCUCGACAAUUAUUGCUGCUUUCGAAGAGUUGUCAACUGCUAAGUUGUUGCAAAUUUUGUGCUCCACAACUUUGUAGUUGACAGUUUUGUGACAAACGUCUCUAUUCUCGAGUUAUGUACGCUCUAACCACAACCAUUUUCCAGAACGCCGACCCGUCGGUUCAAUGCUCGCGAAUGCGAAUCUACGUGGAUUUGGACGAUGCGAACGACAAUCGUCCAGUGUUCGAGAACGAGAAUUACUUUUUUCCAAUCUCGGAAAACUUUCCGCCGGGCCAAGAGAUUGGAAAACUCGUCGCGCAGGACAUUGAUCAGGGCGCCAACGGACAGAUCACCUAUCAUCUCAUGACGGCCGACGUUCCGUUCCAGGUUGGCACGCAGGGAAAGAAGGCGGUCCUGAUGAGCACCGGAAAAAUGGACCCCUCGGUUUACUCGUACAAUUUGAGCGUAGAAGCCAGGGACCAUGGCGAGAUCGCAAAGUCCGCACGAGUUCCCGUCGAGAUUUUUGUGCUCUCGUCGAAGAUUGGAAAGAAAGAUUCGAAAGAGGAGGUGAAGAAAGUGGGCGGAGUCAAGACGAAUGUCGUGGCGACGACUGAAGCGGUUCCGGACGGAUCGGAAGAAGAUGUCGAGGUGGUGACCGUCAUCGAGGAAGUUAUUGAGGAAGUUGAGGAGGAGGAGACUUCAGAAGCUCCACAGACGACGACUUCUGGAGCACUGGAGGAAACUUUUGAACCUUCUGAAGGUCAAGAAGAAGAAGAAGAAGAAGAACCAGAAGCCAAAGUAGAAGAGGAGGAAGUGGAAGUGGAAGAAGAAGAAGAAGAGCCAACUGUGGAGGCUACCACAACUGAAGCAUCCGUUUCUGAUUCCGAAACCGACAAUACCCUUCCGAAAGAAGUCGAACCGCCCGCAAUCGCCAAAACGUUUUCAUUCGGACAACCCGAGUACAAGUACGAUGCGUUCGGAAUGGAAAUUAAGGAGAACGACGUGUUGGGACGAGUGGAAGCGCAGCCGAACGUCGAGUUUUACGCGGUCGAUAGAGAGGUGCUGUAACUCGGCAACCUGUGGCUAUUUCUGUAAAAUGUUGACUGAAAAGUUGUAGUAAAUGUUGUGCUGAACAACUUUCUAGUUGAUCGUUUUGAACGAAAUUGCUUAGUUUUUGAGUUUCGAGUGAUUUCGUGAGAAGAUUUUAUUUGAGCGGUUAAUAGUAAUAAGGUGACACUUUGAGUCCUCAAAUCAGGCCGUCAAAUUAGUUUUAACAAAACGUUGUCAAUUGCAAAGUUGUAGCAAAUUUUCUGCUCUACAACUUUGCAAUUAACAAUUUUCUCCCACCAUUUGUCCUUUUCGAGUUAUGCCCUAUUUUCCAAACACUUUUUUCCAGGUAGCCGGCACGAUCAAAAUCAACGAGAUGGGUGAAAUUCUGGCGGGCCGGAACCUGAAUCGUCAGUCAGACGGUCCCAUCAAAUUCGGAAUCUCGGCCACGAAUGGCUUUGAAACGGUAGGCGCUCCCAAAUGAAUCGGAAAAGGCAAGAAAGAGACAAUGCGUGGGCGGUGGAGGGGAGGUCCGAAAAGGAGGACCAGCCGGCUUUCGGUCCCUUGACGGGCGGCUAAUUGGCUCACCUGUUGUGAGCGAGAGAAACGGACAAUAACAGGGCGGGCAACGAAGAUAAAUUGGUCUCUUUCGGUCGGUGUGCACUUCUUUUGCCGCAUCCGCUUGCCGCUACUUUUUGAUGUUCAACCGACUGGGAUCAAAUGUUGUUGGUCCCUCUUGGAUAUUCUGCGCUUCCAGCCAUAAUGUAUACGCCCUGGAGACGCCGACCAAAAAUAACGGGUGUGACGCAGUGGUAACGCUGCAGAACUUUAGUCUCAUUGGCCUUUUGGUUCGAUCCCCACCGGGUCCAAACUUCUUCUCUCUUUUGAACUCUGUCUAUUCGGUCGACUAUAGAAUGCGAUUCUCCUCAUCCGCUGCACCUGUUCCCAAUUCCUUAUUCAUCCGUAAACAGUCGUGGUAUGGUUUCCGCCCACAAAAAUCGUCUAAUCCGCUGCUAAUUACAUGUUUCCCUUCCCCCUUGCUUCACAAUUGUCGUUUUCUUUUUCUUUUUCCCCUUCCUUUCUCUUCAAUCCGCGUAAAUGUGCUCGGAACUUGCGAGCAUUUCCUUUUCCGAAAGGUAUUAAACGCCGCCGAAGGCAAAAUAGAAUUUGUUAAGAUUACUCUUUCCACUUUACAUUUCUCGGAUAAAUCCCAAAGUUGUACACAAUUUCUCCGAGUCCUACUUGAUCGAUUUACACCUGAAAGCCGACAAAACUCGUGUUUGCGCAUAGCAACGCCAUGCGAGCGAGUUUGUGUGGCCUAGUGGCUAGCGCUUUUGCCUAUAGUAAUCCAUUGCAUCCUCCGGUUCGAAUCCCCCAUCGUCUUUUUUGAUCUUUGUCUCUUUGUAACACCUAAAAAUGGCAUAGAACACGUCCCCCCCCAGGUCCCCAAUGGAUACUUGUCAAAAGUGCGCGAAAACCUGGUGUGCAUAUGUAAUAAUGUCCAUAUUCAUGUACGUAUUGCGUGUGUGUGUGUGUGACAAGCGUCCUCCAAAAGCACUAAGUGGGGGUCCAUCCAUAUAUUAUUAUGUACGACUAGGUUUUCAAUGAAAAACGAGGUAUUAUUACGCGAUGGCCCCACUCAUUAUCCGGUUCGCUCGUGUUUUUGUUACACAAUCCCCCCCCCCCCUUUGUACAUAUGAGAAAACACAACAACAAAAAAUAACUCGGUUUUGUGCCAUGGCAACUGGUUUUGUCGUCCUGCGUCCUCUUAGAAAUCCUCUCCCUUUGCUCCUUUUUUUUUUUUGGGCUUCCUCCUUCUAAAUCGGAGCAGGUGCAAAGCACACAUAAUUGCCAACAUUUACCUUCUGCCACUCGCCACUCGAUUUCUCUCGAUGCACCACCAUACCACCGAAUACGCGUCUCACUUCAGAAUUCAAUGAAAAGGCGCUGACUGACGCACUUAUGCGAUCGACACUAAAUGACCGUUUAUGUACUGUUAUUAUUGUUUCACUUGUUGUUCGCCGAAUACACUGUAAGUUUGGGGCGGAAAAUUUAGUUCGAGCGUUUGAGCAUUCAAAACCAGAAAAUGUCUCAACUAUUAUAGGGGCACCGGAUAGAAAGGGCGCUCUGUUCGCAAUCUGGCCGAAUUUCUAGGCCGCGAAGUAAUUUUCCACUGAAAACGUGGCCUAACUUUUCAAACUCGGCCCCGAGGUCGCUCAAUUUGCACUACAAAAAGAGUUUCUCAACAGAGCGCCAUUUCUGUGCGGUGCCUCUAUAAUAAUUGUGUAACAUUUGUACCAUUUUCAGACGCGCGCCGAAGUGACAGUUUUGCGUGACGCCAAUCGAGAUGUCAUGUCGGCGAUGCCACGUUUCGAUCGUGACACGUACCGAUUUGAGAUCAAGGAAAAUCAGCAGCCGGAAGUUAUCGGAAUCGUCAGGGUUGGUUGCCUUUGAGAGCGUGCGUCUCGAGAAUUAUUGUCGGUUUCUGAAUGUUGUCAACAGUAAAGUUACUACAAAUUUUAUGCUCUACAACUUUGUAGUUGAAGAUUUCCCUUCAAACUGUUCAGUUUUCGAGUUAUAGGCGUUCCACUCGGCGCUCUCCUCCUCGGAGACGCUUCAUCUCACGUAUUCGUUGAUUGCUCCCGCACAAAUCGACGAACUGCCCAUUGAGAUCCACGAACAGUCGGGCGAAGUGAGCACUUCUCGGCCACUCGACACGGAGCAACAGCGAUUCUAUCGAUUCCAGGUAUCGUCCUGGACAAAAACCCAGAAGAAACGAGGCGUAUUGUAGGUGCGCGCGUGUCUGACACAAACAAUCUGCUCGUCGAGUGACGUCAUCGUCGAAGUCGUCGACGUCAACGACAAUCCGCCGGUGCUGGCGAGCCGGAGACUCGAGGCGACGGUGGAGAGCGACGUGCCGCCGGGCACCAAGAUUGUGAAGUUGUUCGCGAACGACGCCGACUCUUCCGGCAACAAUAGCCGGAUUACGUUUGCGAUUACCAACGAGAAUGGUUGGUGCUUGAACACUUCCGAAAUACCUAAUCCAAACGUUUUCAGGCGUCUUCUCAAUCGACGCGAUCACUGGCCAAGUCACGACCUCCCAAACGCUGACUCAACCCCUCUACACCCUUCUCAUCGAAGCGUCCGACAACGGAGUGCCACGUAGAAGCGACACGGCCGAAGUGACGGUCACCGUGCGAGGGACCAACCCCUCCCCGCCCGCAUUCGACCAAGAGGACUAUAGGAUAGUGAUUGCGGCGCCGGUAAGAGCGGGACAAGUGAUCGGAACGGUGCGAGCGACGGAUCCGGAUCCGGGGAUGGAGGGAAUGGUGACGUACAAACUGAUGAGGGCCGACAACGAGGACCAUCGCAAGUUUUCGAUCAACUCGAAGACCGGGGUGAUAUCGGCGAUGGAGCAGCUGGCGAUCGAGGACGGUCCCAUCGAGUUGACGGUCGAGGCGUCGGACAAUGGAAAGAACUCGCGGAGGAAGGUGAAGACGGCGGUGAAGAUUGAUAUUGUGGAUUCGAAGACGCUCAAGUUCCUUCCGCUCCCCACCACUGUCUACAUUUCGACGGAGAAAGCGGUCGGAAGUGUGGUGCUUCGAGUCUCGGCGAUUUCCACCGAAGACGAGAACAUCAAGUUCCGCGUGCUGCAGGACAACUCGCAGUUUGUGAUGGACGGCGACUUGUUGAGAGUCUCGAACCACCUCGUCGAGGGCGAAUCGAUAUUGUCGAUUCGUGCGGAGACGGACACGGUCCACAUUGACCAUCAACUCAAAGUGGUGGUCAUGUCGGACCGCGACAAGUAUCCCGUGUUUCCCCAGUUGACGUACGACUUUGACGUGAGCACGGACGGUCACUUCCCGCGAGUCGUCCAUCAAUUCAACGCGAAACUCGGCAACGGAACCCUCCGGUACACAUUCUUCCCGCCCACGCCGCCGCAAGGAUUCUAUCUGGAUGAAAAGUCGGGAGAGCUCUUCGUCACUUCACAGUUUCCGGCCAAGAACAAGGACACUGCGUUCGUCGUGGUCCGUGCCAUCAACCAGCAGGACCAGAAGUUCUACUCGGAUGUUGGGGUACUUGGGCACAUAUCAACACUGUUAAUGUAUAAACUUUUGAUUUUAUUAGGUCGCCAUCACGCCAGUCUCUGCGAUCAAUCCGACGUUGCGCUUCCAACAAUCGGCCUAUAAUUUUGAGGUCUACGAGAGUUUGCCGCAAGGCGACGCGAUCGGGACCAUUUCUGUGGUAAGUGCCUCAAAGUUCUAGGUUCAUUUUCUGAUUUACCGCUCCAAAACGAAGAAAGUCUCUUAUGCAGGGGGCUGGGCAAUUGGUCGGCACGGGCUUUCCUGGACUUUUCAACCACUUGCAAUAUUCCGAUCGAACCCAAACUUUGCAGGCUUCUUGGACAUGGUUUGAAGCAUAUUGGGACCAAGUUUCAGCCCGAUCGGAUUAUUUGGUCCCGAGAAAUGUGGAUCAUUGACCGAAAUUGGUCGGAAGCCCUGGCUUUUCCACAUAUCUCGGGGCCCGACGAUCGGAUCGGGCUGAAACUUGGACCCAAUGGCCCUCAAUCCAAGUCCAACAAUCCUGCAAAGUUUGGGUCUGAUCGGAAUAUUGCAAGUGGUUCAAAAGUCCAAGCCCGAGCCGGCCAAUUGCCCAGCCCUGGUCUUAUGAAAAACAUGUUUAAUUUUAGACGGGCGGCGCCUCGAACAACAUCAAAUUCUCCCUCUCGCCGGACAAUUCGUUCCUCGGAAUCCACAAAAACGGCACCGUGUACCUGGCCGAGAAAGUGGAUGCGGAGGAGAUGGAGGACGAGCUCGUGCGCGAGUUCACAGUCGUCGCAUCCAACGGCACCGAGACGGCGAAGGCGCGCAUCCAGGUGGCCGUUCGCGAUGUGAACGAGUUUCAGCCCGAGUUUGACGAGUCGGACAUUGAGAUGUCUGUGGAUACGGACGCGGCGCCGGGCACUCGCAUCGGACGGGUCCAGGCGCACGAUAAGGACGUGUCGGAGAAGAACCGGCUCAUCUACCGGGUCGUCGGAGGUUCCGGAAGGAAGCUGGUGUUCAUUCAGGAGGACGGAACGAUUAUUGUCGGAGAUGAGAAGAUUGACCCGAGUUUGGACAGUUUUGAUCUGAUCAUUGAGGCCGUGGAUCGGAAUGGAAAUCAUGUUAGUAUCAGAGCCGCUGGUGUAGAUAUUGAAAAGUGGUCAACUGAAAACAUGUGCAGAAUGUUUCGAUGAGCAUUUUAUCAGUUGACAACUUUUUCGUAUCUCUAUUGCCUGUUGAGAUAUAUUAGUUCAAAGUCUUUAAUUUCAGGACUCGACGCACGUGAACGUCUUCGUAGAGGGAUCCGAAGAAGAUCCAGAAGAACCGCCUUCGUUUCUCGGAGAGCCUCUUGUCUGGAACGUUACAGAGGGCACGACGCAGAGCUUCGAGCUUCGAGCCACCGGCUCCACAACUGGAUCCUCUUCGAUUCGCUUCAAAAUCGUCGGCGGCGACGCCGAUGGCCAUUUCGAUAUUGUCCAUUUGCCGGAAGAGAACACGGCACGUCUUCGGAUAGUCUCCGAAUUGGACAAGCGACGGCAGGAGAGUUAUACGCUGCAAGUUGAGGCACGAGACGAGCGCAGCCAACUGAGUCGCGUGGCCGAGGUGACGGUCAAUGUGAUUGAGGGGAACGAGCACGCGCCACAGUUCACACGCGACGACUACUCCGGCACCAUCCCGUCGGACAUCACCAUCGGAGCGCCGAUCGUCACAAUCGAGGCCGCCGACGUGGACCGCGAUCCGCUAGAGUUCUCGCUUCAAGGAGAACUGUGCGAGCAACAGCUGAGCAUCGACAACCGCGGGCGAGUCGCGUACAGGGUUCCGCAACACGAGCGGACCGCCGGAUCCGUGGUGUGUAUCGUCGUGGUCUCGGACGGCGUGCACUCGACGAACACCAACUUGAGAUUGAGAGUGACGCCGCCGGCAGAAGCGACGCAGUGAGUUGAGCGCAUUUUCGAACUGUCUGCUAUUCUCAAAUUUCAGACCGCCCACGCCGAACCGCGCUCCGAUCUUUGCCAACGCCGAAUUCGACUUUUCCAUUCAGCGCAACGCCAAGGCGAUUGGCGCGGUGAAAGCGACGGAUCCCGACGGCGACAUUCUCGACUAUUCGAUCGAGCCGACCGAGUACCGUAACCUGUUCCACGUGGCGUCCGACGGACUCGUCACCAUUCUCGAGCCACUCCACCAGCAACGAUACAGUUUUCUGGUGGUCGCCGAGGAUCGAGGUGAGCCGAUCAUGUCCUCGUUCACCAAUGUGAAGGUGACGGUGGAGCCCGAAGAGCAAAGAAGUGAAGACAACGACAACGAAGUAUCGCUGGGCGCCGGUGUCAGAACAGUGCCGACGGAAGCGCCGAUCGCUCGGAGCAGCCUGCCGGCGCCAGAACUUCAAUUCUCGCAAUCGGUGUACAGCUGGAAAGUCGAGAAUGGACUGCCGGUCGGAUCGAUAGUCGGACAGGUGAAACUGAACCAGAAGGAUCGCGCGGAUGUGCACUACUCGUUCAUCUCCGCCGAUUUUCUGUCGAUCGAUCCGGAAGGCCGGGUGGCCGUGCUCAAACCGUUGACUUCUACGAUCAACGACGUCGUCAUUGCCACCAGCGACGGUAAUAUUCUCGCUGAGACACGGAUCUUUGUGGCUGUUGACGCGACGACUGUUGCAACAACAACAACGGAACCUCCGACCACACAAACUCUUGCCCCACUCGAGGAAAGUACGUACAGUACCUCUCAAGCGACGACGAUGAUGCCUAUAUCGUCUGCCAGAAUUGUACCGAUGGAAAUUCCAAAGCCUGGAAAGUUCCAGUUCGCACAGCCCAACUACUUUGCGUUCUCGGCCGAGGGCGAUUUUAAGAACGGCAUCGAGCUGGAGAUCAAACCGGAGGAGCUGAAAGUCGAAAACGCGUUGGGACCAGUUGAAUACUCGAUCGAAGACACGACGACGCGCAUGCCGUUCUUCCUGAACGAGCACGGAAAACUGAUCAUGUUCGAGGCGGAUCGCGAACGGCACUCUUCGUACUACUUUACGAUUGUGGCAAAGACGGCGAGUCAGAUGGCGAGGGCUCGGUUGAAUGUGACGAUUCUGGACGUGAACGACAACUAUCCGAGGUUCGAGCCGCAUCCGGAAGUGAUCGGAGUGCGGCGGGAGAUGCACGUGGGCAGCCCGAUCUAUCAGUUCAAGGCGAGCGACGACGACGAGCACGGCGCGUUGGCUUAUGAGAUUUCCCCACGCGAAUACUUUUCGAUCGAUCCGCGAGAUGGAAUGAUCCGAGUGCUCCGAGACUUGCACAACGCGCCGGACACUUUGGAGCUCACGGUACGAGUCGCGGAUUCGGGACGCCCGCCGCUGAAGUCCGAGGCCAAGAUUCAGAUGGCUCUGUUCUCGACGGAUCUUCCGCAGUUUACGAGACAAGACGAAAAGGAUCCGGUGACAGUCGGCACCUCAAUGACCCCCGGAACAGUCCUCCGGCAGCUUGUGGCCGGACCGACUGUAGCGGAAACGGACAAAAUACUGUAUCGACUUGUGGACUCGGUCAACGGGAUGUUCGAGAUUCGGGACGGCGGAGUGUUGGUGUUGGCGAGAAGGCCGCUGAACAACGAGGCGAACAGGGACCAUCAGCUGAAUGUGACCGCCGAGAAUAGCAAGGGAACCGAUUCGAUUCAGGUUGGUUCCACUGGGCUCCGUCCGUUCAAACUUAUGUAUCUCAGCUGUUGGUAGAGAUAUCAAAAAGUCGUCAACUGAUAAAAUGUGCAAAAUUUCACAAUGAACAAUUUGUUAGUUCACAUCUUUUUGAUAUCUCUGCGUGCAACUGAGAUAUUGCACAAAUUCUUCAACGUUCCCAUUGUUUCAGCUCCCAAUCUACGUGGAAGGUCGUCUUUCCGGCACAACCACACCGUCUGCCUCCUCCUCCUCGACUCAAACGUCUUGCCAAUUCGCCCAAAAAGUGUACAGAGCCCAGGUGAAGGAGAAUUCGCAGCCGAGAACGGCGGCGGUACGAGUGCAAGCCGGAUGUCAGGAGCCGAACCGGAAGUUCCGAUAUGCAUUCCAUCAGCCGACUCGUGAGUUUGACAUAGGAAAGGAGAUGAAUGAAUGGGUAUUGAUUGAUUUUCUUUUUUUCAGAAGAAUUUGAAAUCGACUCGCAAAGCGGACAAAUUUAUACGAGCAAAUCGUUGGACCGCGAGACGAAGAGCUCGUACUUUUUGAUUGUGAACGUCAUCGAGCAGAAUCGAAUGAUGAAGCGACAGAGCGACGCAGCUGUUGAGCGUCAGUUUCUUUUCAGCAGCACUUUUCUCUCUGUUUUUUGAAUGCUAAAAAAAACGUUUUGCAGAAGCCGCCUCAAAACUGUCCCCAUGGCAAGCGCUCAUCGUCGUCACAAUCGUGGACGAGAACGACAACUCGCCGGUGUUCCUGCAUCUUCUCGAUGACUCGACGCUCUCGGCGGUGGUCGAUCGGAACGCGAACGUGAUGUCUCCGAUCAUUCACCUCCAGGCGCGCGACCUCGACAUUUUCCCACCGUCGCUACGCUUCGGACUCGACGGAGACGGCGUCGAGAACUUUUACGUCAACGAGACGAACGGCCUCGUUCAGCUCGCGCGCUCUCUGGAAAAGAACGACGUGGGGCACUUUGAGCUGCAGGCGACAGUUUCCGACGGAGCACACGUCGUCAAGGUCCCACUGAACGUUUACACGCUCUCGGUGGACACGAACGUGGUCCAGCUGACCAAAGACACGCCGCACUCGGACAUUGAUCCGGCCGACAUUGAACGGAAACUCACCGACGUGCUCGGAGUGGACACACGGAUCCUGGUCGCUCAGCCGUUGGUCUCCGAUGACGGAGUCACAGAUCCACGCAAAAGCCACGUGUUCGUGUACGCGCUGGAGGAUUCCGAUCGGAAACCGAUGGACAGGGACCGACUGAAGGGACUGCUGAUGGACCAUUCGGACGGACUCCACCCGCUACACAUUUCCUCGGUGUCUCUGCUCUCGACCGCAGGAUCCGCCGGUCCUCAGACCCUGCUCACUGUCAUUUUGCUCAUUGUUCUGAUAGCGCUUCUGCUCUUCAUUUGUGCUCUUAUUGUUUUUUGUGCAAAACGGUAGGCUAAGAGACCAAGUGACGACGACGGCGUUCAAGAAUGUUUAUUCCAGACGCUCGAAGACCAAUUCGGGGGCGAUGCUCGAAGGCUCCUACAUGAUCAACUCGGUCGGCUCGGGACCGCGGCCGUAUGACGUGGAGAACAUCAGUCGGGCCACUGCUCAGACGGUGCUCGCCGGAAGACCACUGCCCGAUCCGCAAGAGCACAGGUUUGGAAAUGUCGUGGGCCAACUCUCAACUGGACCGUUUUUCAGAAUCGACGUGUCGUCGGAUUCGACGGACGUGGCACUGGAGCGCGACGACACGACACGUGAAUUCUCGAAUAGUGUUCGCGAGCGACCGAGUCAUCUGCUGUAG